Magnolia sinica is the source of this 1693-nucleotide messenger RNA. Its product is annotated as probable disease resistance protein At1g61310. Gene Ontology annotation, molecular function: ADP binding. The record is from RefSeq and is a predicted model, not a curated record. The transcript is spliced from 2 exons. Lineage: Eukaryota; Viridiplantae; Streptophyta; Magnoliopsida; Magnoliales; Magnoliaceae. Bases 16 to 1236 code for a protein of 406 amino acids.
CAGAAAUCAACAGAUAUGUACCGUGGUAGCCAUCCAACGAGUUAUCUGAAUAAGCUUCUCAGAACUGAAGUCAUAUUCACAGAUUUCACAGCAUUAUUUCUGUCCGUACUUUCAUUUCAUUCCUCUGCUACCUUCAAAAACGCCAUUACUUGCCCAUCCAUCCAUCUGUCCAGAAUGGAUUUCUUGGGUCCAGUUGUGCAGAUCAUUCUCUUCUUCUGGGCUCCUGUUUCUCAGCAGAUCGGUUAUCUCAAACACCUUAAUAACAAUGUAGAGACAUUGAAGAAGGAAACGGAAGAACUACAAGACAAGCGUCACCAAAUUCAAGCCGACGUCAAACAUGCUAUAUCAGUCGGAAAGACACGGGUUCGCCAAGUGGAGAACUGGCUUGUGGACGUCACCAAUAUCGAAGCUCAAGUCGAUUCUUUAAGAACGGAAUUCGAGCAACCUAGAACAUGCUUGAACGGUUGUUGCACCAAUCACUUCUCUCGCUACAAACUGGGCAAAAGGGUCGUUAAAAAGCUCAAAGAUGUGGAAAACCUCAAAGCUAAAGGGGUCUUCGAUAAGGUGGCUGAGAGCCCUCGCCGGCCGAGGGUGUUGGAGAUGCAAACCUCGCUGCCACGAGUACAGCAAAGCACAGCUGAGGAAACCAUGGAGGAGAUAUGGCAAUGCUUACACGACGAGGAGAAUGGCCUUGUUGGUGUUUAUGGGAUGGGUGAAAUAGGGAAAACCACUCUCAUGAAAGCCAUAAAUAAUAGGUUCGUCGGAACCAAUGACUUCAACGUUGUGAUUUGGGUAACUGUUUCCAAGGACCUCAACUUGGGAUUAAUCCAAGAGCAGAUUGGAAACGCGUUGGAUAUGAAAUUCCACAUAAAUGAAGAGAAGAGAAACAGGCUGUUUGCUCGGUUCAAGAAUGCGAUGUAUUUGCUCAUUUUAGAUGAUCUAUGGAAAGCAUUUAGCUUGGAUCAAGUCGGAAUUCCAAAGCCAUACAAGCAAAACAGAUGCAAGAUUGCGAUGACCACCCGAUCUAUUGAAGUAUGUAAUAAGAUGGGGGCCGAUAAGAAGAUUAGAGUCAAGACUCUUACAGGUGAGGAAGCAUGGAAUUUGUUCUAUGAAAGAUGUGGGGAUGUGGUUCUAUCAUCAGAUAUUCGACCGGUAGCAGAGAAGGUUGUGGAAGAGUGCAGCGGAUUAACCCCUUGCCAUCAAGACAGUGGGACGGGCUAUGUACUGCAAGGAUAAGAAAGAGGUAUGGGAGAAUGCAUUGAGGGCAUUGAAAAGAUCAUCACCUGAGGUUUCGGGUAUGGAGCAUGAAGUAUUUCUUCCUUUAAAAUUUAGCUAUGAUUGCCUAGAAAAAGAAGAGAACAAAUUAUGUUUUCUGUAUUGUUCAUUAUUUCCGGAAGAUUAUGAUAUAGAAAUAGAUAACCUAGUAAGAUAUUGAGCCAUGGAGGAAGGAUUUAUAGAAAAUGUGAAUAACUUGGAAGAAGCAUCAAACAAGGGACGCGACAUCUUGAAAGAAUCAAGGAUGCAUGCCUCUUGGAGGAAGGGUCGAGAGGAAAUGAAUACGUUAGGAUGCAUGAUUUGCUCCGUGACUUGGCUAUAUGGAUCACUUCACCAUUGUUGUCAUCCAUUGAAGGCUCAAAAUUCCUUGUGAAAGCCGAGGAGGGACUAGAGCAGCCACCAAAAGAGAAAAUGUGGA